Molecule: messenger RNA, 4035 nt
Organism: Sebastes umbrosus (honeycomb rockfish)
Lineage: Eukaryota; Metazoa; Chordata; Actinopteri; Perciformes; Sebastidae
Gene: mccc1
Product: methylcrotonoyl-CoA carboxylase 1 (alpha)
Exons: 19
Coding region: 261-2408 (715 amino acids)
Cellular component (GO): mitochondrion
Molecular function (GO): methylcrotonoyl-CoA carboxylase activity; ATP binding; metal ion binding
Source: RefSeq, a predicted model, not a curated record
UUAGAAAGGUCAUAAAUAGUCUAACAAAUAUUUACAAGCGUUUGGUAGUGUUUGUUAAUGCAAAUGUAACAUAUUAAGGUCCCUAAUAUGUAUGUAUGUUUAGUUUAAGUUGAGAGGUUUUCUGUAGUUCAAAUACGACCAAACGGUGUAUGAGCUGUUAAAAAGUAAAAAGUAAAUUACCGCUUCGCCUUUUCGCUCAGCUGGUCAUUUAAUCAGUUAGUUAGUUAGCAGCUAGCAGCUAGCCUCAGCAGCUGGUCGCCAUGGCUGCAGUUAUUCUGAGUUUCCCAACUCUGCAGAGCCUGAGGAUCUUUACACAAAAAUUGACAUGGACCAAAAGAGGUGUGAGGCUAGUUUCAGGAGGGGUAGGAAGAAUAGAGAAGGUGCUGAUUGCCAAUCGAGGAGAGAUUGCGUGUCGUGUGAUGCGCACGGCCAAGAAGAUGGGCGUCCGCUCUGUGGCUGUGUACAGUGAUGCAGACAGAGACUCCAUGCAUGUGGCCAUGGCAGAUGAAGCCUACCACAUCGGCCCUGCGCCCUCCCAGCAGAGUUACCUCUCCAUGGAGAAAGUCUUAGAAGUUGCCAAGAUGUCAGGAUCACAUGCGGUCCACCCUGGUUAUGGCUUUCUGUCAGAAAACACAGAGUUUGCGGAGGCAUGUAAACAGGAGGGCAUCAUCUUCAUUGGGCCACCUUCCUCUGCCAUCCGAGACAUGGGCAUUAAAAGCACAUCCAAACACAUCAUGUCAGCUGCUGGGGUGCCAAUCGUAGGCGGCUACCAUGGAGAGGACCAAUCAAAUGAGAGGCUGCAAGCAGAGGCUGUCCAGAUAGGAUACCCCGUGAUGAUUAAGGCAGUCCGUGGAGGAGGAGGGAAGGGGAUGCGUAUUGCACCGUCAGACUCCGACUUCUUGGAGCAGUUGGAGUCAGCGAGACGAGAAGCCAGGAAAUCCUUCAACGAUGAUGUCAUGCUAAUUGAGAAGUUUGUAGAGGAUCCCAGACAUGUGGAGGUUCAGGUGUUCGGGGACAUGCACGGUAACGCUGUCUAUCUGUUUGAGAGAGACUGCAGCGUCCAAAGGAGACAUCAGAAGAUCAUAGAGGAAGCACCAGGGCCUGAUAUUAGUCCGGAGGUCCGGAGGAAACUUGGAGAGGCAGCAGUUAAAGCAGCCAAGGCUGUCAACUAUGUCGGGGCAGGUACAGUUGAGUUUAUAAUGGACGCCCAGCAUAACUUUUACUUCAUGGAGAUGAACACCAGGCUGCAGGUGGAGCAUCCUGUCUCUGAGAUGAUCACUGGAACUGACCUGGUGGAGUGGCAGCUCAGGGUGGCAGCAGGAGAGCGCCUGCCUCUCCUCCAGGAUGACAUCAUUUUAAGUGGACACUCUUUUGAGGCUCGUAUCUACGCAGAGGACCCAAACAAUGACUUCCUUCCAGGGGCGGGGCCUCUGCUGCAUCUCUCCACCCCGUCACCAGAUCAACACACGCGCAUAGAGACUGGAGUCAGGGAAGGGGAUGAGGUGUCGGCACAUUAUGACCCAAUGAUAGCCAAGCUUGUGGUGUGGGGAGAAGACCGAUCUGCUGCCUUAAAGAAGCUGCGUUACUGCUUACGACAGUACAAUAUUGUGGGACUGAACACUAACAUUGACUUUUUGCUGAGUCUUUCGGGCCACCCGGAGUUUGAGGCUGGAAACGUGACCACCAGCUUCAUCCCUCAGCACUACGCGGACCUCUUCCCCGCUCCGAAGGCUCCCUCUGGGGAAUCCAUCUGCCAGGCGGCCCUGGGCCUGGUGCUGCAGGAGAGGAAACACACACAGGAGUUCACACAGACCUCCACUGACCCCUUCUCGCCAUUUGGCUCCAGCAGCGGCUGGAGAAGCAACAUUGAGUUUAACAGAAACAUGACGCUACAGCUGGGAGACAAAAAAGUUGAUGUGGUCGUCGUGUACAACAAAGAUGGCAGCUACACAAUGAAGAUUGGCGAGGAGGUGUACCAUGCGACUGGGGAGGUGGAGCUGGAAGGUGGAGCAUCAUUCCUUCACUGUUCUGUCAAUGGCGUGAAGUCUCGUCCCAAACUGGUGAUCCUGGACAACACAGUGCACCUGUUCUCCAUGGAGGGAAGCUCCCAGGUCUCUGUCCCAGUGCCCAAGUAUCUGGCUGGCGUGAGCGGCUCUGGGGCUCAGGGUGGAGCUGUGGCCCCCAUGACAGGAACCAUAGAGAAGGUGAUGGUGAAGGCCGGAGACACAGUGGCUGUAGGAGACCCGCUGAUGGUCAUGAUUGCCAUGAAGAUGGAGCAUACGAUCCGGGCGCCCAAGUCCGGUGUGAUCAAGAGGGUAUUCUUCACCGAGGGCUCUCAGGCCAAUCGCCACGCUCCUCUGGUCGAAUUCGAAGAGGAGGCGGAGGAAGAGGAGGGGAGCAGCCAGUGAACAGACUCAAAACACACAACCACACCCAUGAAUACACACUGACAGGUAGGAGCCGGAACUAGUUACAGCUGGAGGGAAAGUGAGUCAGUCUGAACGGGGUUGGUGUCCAUCACUUGAUUAGUAUUUCUGAAAAUGCGAGUUAGGACCUGAAUCAUCUGUUGGGAGAGUCUGGUUAAGUCUUGAAUGGAUUAGACAAAUACUUUGGCCGAAAGGUCGGAAACGGUGACCUAAAAUGUUUCUGGGUUUGACUUGUGAGACAGCCAGUGAGUAAAUAAUCUCUUCUGUACAGUUGCCUUUUAAACAUCAGAUUAUUUUCUUUAUGUUAAUUGUAGAACUUUUGUGUGUUUAUAUGUUUGAAUCAGUGAAGCUAUGGCAACUUGUGUUUGCAAUUUUAUUCCAAGUCUCUUCCCUCUGCGUUUCUGUUAGUUGUGUAGUGUUUGUUUAAUUACGGUUCACUCCCGAAAUGACGCGUACUCGGAUAGCUGCAGACACCACAUCAGACAAAAGACUUGCAGAGUUAUGCCACAGUGGGCUAUAGGAAUAGUUACAAAAAGCUUAUUUACAGAGUGAAUACCAUCAACUUGUAAUUCUUUAUAACAUGUUUGCCUGGGGGGAAAAAGGCCAUGAAGUUAUUGUCACUGUUCGGUAGAACCAUGCAUCUAAAAUUGUGUGAAUUUAAACAUUUUCUGAUAGUUACAUGCUGCUUUAUAAGUUUAGAAAACUGUCCUACCACUUGUAAAUAUCAUUAAACCUUCCAGUAUUUAAAAAUGCAUUGCCACUAAGCUUAAAUGCACGGUCACACAGGCACGAAUGCAGACAACUAAUCAUCGCUUGCUGAGGUGAUUUUCGAAUUGAAAGUUCACCGGGAAUGUGAAUUUGCUUUGCAACUGGAAGCAAAUGUUUUUUCUGCCCUUCGCUCACGUAGAAUGAAAGUGAAAGGGAGGCGAUUGUUAAUUUUACUCGUGUGACCGGGCUUUAAAGCAAUACUGUUUUUCUUAUUCAUCAAGAAAUGACACUUUGAAGCUGCAUGGCUUUCACUGGACAGUGAUUUUAAGAGGAAAGUUAUAUGUAAAAUUAUUUUUGGUGGGGUUUGUUGAUGUUCAGUUUUUCAACAUCCACACAUUCUGUCGUUCCAUACUGACUCCAAACUCUCCAUCGUUAACCCCUGAGGCCUGUACUACGAAGCAGGAUUUAGGAUUAGUGAGGCAACAGGUAACCCUGGGUUUUCCGCCCUACGACGGUGGUUCACUUCUUACCGGGCCUCUGAAGUGGGCUUGCCCUUAUAAAUAAAGCAGAGGUAGGCCCUGUUGUUGUAGAGGAGAUUGUAACACUGAGGAGAAAUGCCUUUAGAAUCAGGAGGCAGAAAAACACUCCAUAAUUGUCAAACGGAUUUGGCUCUGAUUUGAAAAUAAGGAUGAAAUGUCGGUCACAGACGGCUUUAAACAGACAGAUGGUUUGUUUCUGUGUAAAUCCGUAAUCACUCCAAGUGAACUUGACCUGUUUCUGCUGAUCACUGUCUUCUGACUAACUGGUGUGUUAUGAGGCCUUGUAGACUAGAACUGUGUAAAUUUUGUAGAUGAUUUAAAAAGCAAUAUUGGUCUGGUGUAAUAAAAAGAUUUCAAAAGUA